UUAGUGAUACUUGAAAAUUGUGGUGUAUUAAUCGAUCAUCAUCUUCGAGAAGAGAUUUACAAAUUUUCGAUAAGUAAGUAAGAGAUAUCUAUCAUCUAUCAUCAUCAUCAUCAUUAUCAUCAUCUCUAUCCCCGCCUAGUAGCGCACGCCGUUUAUGUUCCUGCGUAAUCGAAGGAAUAAGAACGAGACGGUUCAGAGGAAGUGUCGUCUAUCUGGUAAAGAAGAACCUUUCGAGGAAUCGUUUUUAUUAUUUGGGAUAAUGGCGUGGCUCGUUUCGAUGGUGAAUAUGUUAUAAAAGGAAAUAAAGUUUCGCUGGUUUCGGGGGAUAGUGUUAGGGAAAAAGGAAACUUUGAGAAGGGGAAACUCGGAGGAAAAGAAAUAGAAGAAAAAUAGAAGAAGACGACCACCUUCUUCUUCUUCUUCUUCUGUGUUACUUGGUGAAACUAACACCAAGCCGGGUUGCGGAAAGCGCCGCGGCGCCGAAAUGGGCCCUGCCAGUAGUCGAGAACAAAUCGGUGAGCAGAUUGGUGAUGACGAUGGCCUGCAGAUCAAUCCUAAGAGCAAUAUCAUCGGUAACAACAUUAUUACGGAGAGCGAGUACUCCGUAGAAGAACAAUCGAGGUUAACUGGAGCAGAUGGUGCGGCAGACGAAACUUCCCCGGAAGAUGAAGGAGGAUCAUUGUGCGAAUAUCAUGACAUACCACCACCUCCAGACGGCGGCUAUGGCUGGGUGGUUGUGUUUGCUUCGUUUAUGUGUAACAUGAUAGUGGAUGGGAUCGCAUACACGUUCGGAGUUUUCCUUGGCGAAUUCGUUAAAUAUUUUGGGGAGGGGAAAGGCAAAACUGCUUGGGUCGGUUCUUUACUCUCUGGCAUGUAUCUUAGUGCUGGACCUGUUGUCAGUGCACUGACUAACAAAUAUGGUUGCCGGGCUGUAUGUAUGGCAGGAAGUUUUCUAGGUGCAGCGGCAUUUGUACUUUCAACAUUUUCAACAAGUGUAAAUAUGCUUAUGAUGACUUAUGGUGUGAUGGGAGGUAUCGGCUUUGGUUUAAUAUAUCUUCCUGCAGUAGUUUGCGUAGGCUAUUAUUUUGAAACCAAAAGAUCUCUUGCUACGGGCAUUGCGGUAUGUGGCUCAGGGUUUGGCACGUUUGCAUUUGCUCCUCUUGCCACCAUGCUCUUAGAAACGUACAGUUGGAAGGGGGCAAAUUUAAUCUUAGCAGGCCUUAUUUUAAAUUGCGCAGUAUUUGGUGCGAUGAUGAGACCCCUGGAAUAUCCGAAAACUUCUUCCGUAAAGCCAUUGUUACAAAGAAUGGCAGAGGAGAAAAGGUUUCAAAUGGAACGGGGAAGUAUAGGUGGUUCUUAUUUUAUGGUACAACUACCAGACGGGUCUAUGGAGAAAAGAAUGAAAAUGCCUAUUAAUAUUGAUCCGGGUGUACACUCAAGCUUCAAUUUAGAUCAAUUAGUGCCUGGAACUCCUUUAACACCAGUUCCAACGGUGCCGACUCUACCCACUAUAUCGGAAGUCAAAGUCCAAGAACACUCAUCCAGUGGAGCAACCAGUAAUAGUGGAAGUAUGGAUUUAAAAAAUAUUUCUAACAAAUCGAGGAGUAAAAUUGUUAUCGAGAAAGAAAAGGACACGGUAAUCGAAAAAACCGAAGGUGAAAUAAUCAAGCCGAUACUUCCGAGAAACGCCUCGCAGCCAGCUUUUACGACGCACGUGCAAGGUUUGCCUAAAAAUGGUUCAGUACCGUUCUUCGACAGAAUACGCAAAACUAGUACAGGUGAAAGAUAUAAGCCAAGUUUAAGCGCUAUUAAGAAUUCUAGAACAACCUUGAAUUCCAAUGGGGAUAUCAGAAAAAGUUUGCAUUUAAGGCUUUCUACUAGUAGUGUAUUAGGAUCUCGUAACAACAAUGCAGAAGUUGAGGACGGUGAAAGCAUAACAUUCACGACAAGUACAUCUCGCAUCCCAAAGGAAAAGCCCUUAAUGGUUCGUCCUUUAUCAAGAAAAGAUAUAUUUUACAGUGGCAGUGUUGUUAAUUUACCAGAAUAUCAAAGUCAAAAAUCUCUUGCUAAUUAUCGACAAAGUGUCAUAUCGCUUCCGAAAUCUGUACGCGGUGAUAUCAAAGAUAUAGACAUAGAAAAACCACCUCAACAACCGUUGUGCCCCUGCUUAGUUUUACCUGAUUCGUUUAAAGAAGCUUUAGCCACAAUGAUGGAUGUAUCUUUGCUUAAGGAUCCAGUUUUUCUUCUUAUUGGAAUAAGUAAUGUAUUUGGAAUGGCAGGAUUAUAUGUUCCUUUUGUAUAUCUAGUAGAUGCUGCUAUCUUAGAUGGAAUUGAAAGCAACUCUGCAUCAUUUUUAUUAUCCAUAAUCGGUAUAACCAACACAGUGGGUCGUGUUGCUUGUGGAUAUGUAGCAGAUUUUCCUCAAGUCGAUUCGUUAUUGUUGAAUAAUGUUUGCUUAAUAAUAUCUACCCUUGCUGUAGCGGCAACACCAUUUUGUCACUCUUAUGCAUCUUAUAUCGCCAUGAGUAUAUUCUUUGGCAUAGCAAUAUCUGGUUACAUUUCAUUAACGUCGAUCAUAUUGGUGGAUCUCUUGGGAUUGGAUAAGUUGACAAAUGCAUUUGGGUUGUUGAUAUUAUUCAGAGGAGCUGCUGCCAUUGUUGGCUCGCCAUUAGCUGGUGCUGUUUACGACGCAACACAAAGUUACAGUAUACCAUUUUUCAUGGCAGGAUUUUUCUUCUUCGUAAGCACGAUCACCAGUUUCAUGGCGCCUGCCAUGAAACGGUGCACGACGCCGCAGACACAACCUGUGAUAUUAGAUACGUUGACUCCAAUUGACGAAGAUAUCGAGGAAGAAAAUGAAGAAGAUAUACCGGAAAUUGUUGAAACAGCACCCUCACCUCAAGAUCUACCGGAAAAAGAAAUCAAGCAAAUAGAAUCGGUUUUAUAAACAGUUAUUAACGCGUCUUUUUUGUAUGAUUAGAAAAAUGUCGCCUUCACUCCGAGCCACACUGUGAUAGGGCUGCUAAUUUGAGAAGUUCUCACAAAAGAAGAAUAAGAAGAAGAAGAAGAAACGUUUAUUUCUUCGUUACGUAUUUAAUGUGGAAAAACAAAAAAAAAUAAUGCACAAAUCGAUCGAGUAUACCUGGUGACAUUUUUUCAUAGUCUUCUAAACUUGCGAUAUACUAUUACUAUAUAUCAUUCUCCCCCUUCUCUUCUCCUCUUUUAUUCUAAUCUAUGAAUGAGAUGAAAUUAACGUAAGAAAAGAAAAAAAAAUAUCGCCAGGUACAAAAGCUGUUCUUUUGCCUACGUCAAUAAUAGAUAAUAGUUAGUGAAAUUUCUUAACUUAAUCAGUAUCGAUCGAUCAGUAUAUACGAAUUGAGAGAAAGAGAGAGAGAGAGAGAGAGAGAGAGAGAGAGAGAGAGAGAGAGA
This is a messenger RNA of Polistes canadensis, 3429 nucleotides long. Its product is annotated as monocarboxylate transporter 3. Gene Ontology annotation, molecular function: monocarboxylic acid transmembrane transporter activity. NCBI's taxonomy places the organism in Eukaryota, Metazoa, Arthropoda, Insecta, Hymenoptera, Vespidae. The record is from RefSeq and is a predicted model, not a curated record. The coding region runs from base 485 to 2947 and encodes 820 amino acids. The transcript has 11 exons. Gene Ontology annotation, biological process: monocarboxylic acid transport; transmembrane transport.